This is a messenger RNA of Phycomyces blakesleeanus NRRL 1555(-), 1152 nucleotides long. RefSeq lists its product as hypothetical. The record is from RefSeq and is a predicted model, not a curated record. Gene Ontology annotation, biological process: establishment of mitochondrion localization; protein insertion into mitochondrial outer membrane; phospholipid transport. The annotation marks the transcript as partial. NCBI's taxonomy places the organism in Eukaryota, Fungi, Mucoromycota, Mucoromycetes, Mucorales, Phycomycetaceae. Gene Ontology annotation, cellular component: SAM complex; ERMES complex. The transcript has 5 exons.
AUGUAUGAUUUUAUGGAGUAUUGUCUACGACGAUACUAUCGAUCGUCAGGCUGGAAUGAAGAAAACCAAUACUCCAACCUCUGUUCUUGGUCGCGCGCUCUUUUAGACUUUUAUACACCAUGUGGAUUGUCACUUCAUCUCUCGAAAUUACCGACACCUUUAUUCAAACCAUCCUACACAAUGAACGCCAUUCCAUCCCUAAAUGGCAACAUUGGAUACCUUUAUACCUCUAGACCUCUUGAAAUUGGAACCAGUGCAACAGUAGAUUUCAAAGACCUGGUCGAUCGUUUCCGGGUUGUCCAGGCAGCACCAACAUGGAACUCACAAGACAAUGACUAUUUGGUCUAUGGGCGAAUGUUUUUUCCUGGCGCAAGAUUGGAAGCCAUGGCUGUACGUCGUCUAACCCAAAACUUGCAGUAUCUCAUCACAGCUGUCAAUCGUCCAAAAUCGCAUGGUCUUCCUCAAGUAAAUCCUAAUAUAUAUAUAUAUAUCACACGCAUAUUUAUUGCUAUGCAACUGCAAUACGAUGUUGGAAGAUGGUGCUCCGAAUGUUCUUAUACCACCGAUGAUGGUCUACUUGGUAUCCGUGCGCUGUACAACUUUGGGCAGCCUGUUUUGAAUGAUGUAAAAUCCAAUCAUGUUUAUUCUGGCCAAUGGUCCAUUGGAACCGAAAUAUAUUAUGGAACUUUGGACAAGAGUGGAGGAUUAUCUACGGGACUACGUUAUCGAACCCACCCUUGUUCUUCAUCUCCUCCCAUAAGUGUAACCUACACUCUAAAUCCAAUUGUAGGACACAUGUCAACUGCUUAUGUUGCCCAGGUUUCAGAAGAGUUGGCUUUGUGUUCCCGGUUUGAUUUCAGCAUAUAUUCUUACGAGAGUGACCUUGCACUUGGGUUCGAGUAUCGAACAAAAAAGAAGAAUGUGCCACGUGCAGUCAAGAAAGAGAGCAACGGGAUCAUUACUGUCACUGCAGCAGACAAGACAGAAAAAUUAGAAGGAUUGAUGAAAGCCCGCCUAGGAUUCUCAGAGGGAUUGGCAUUAAUGUGGGAAGGUCGAUUCAAAAACACCUUGUUCAGUGUCGGACUCACGGCUGAUCUGACCAACCGAACAAAUCCUAUCCGUACUAUUGGAAUAGAAGUACAAUACUUCUCC